This is a messenger RNA of Medioppia subpectinata, 1002 nucleotides long. Lineage: Eukaryota; Metazoa; Arthropoda; Arachnida; Sarcoptiformes; Oppiidae. The record is from the annotation of a GenBank genome assembly.
AUGUAUAAUGCGAUGAGGGGUUCGACACCUCCUGAUUAUAAGCAAAAGUGCUUCGACUUAUGUCGCGACUAUUUGGGUGGCGUUUGGCUUAAUCUGACCGUUGAUGACGUGUUUGUAAAGAGAUUGUGCGGCGGUUUAACCAAUCAGUUAUAUUACUGCGCUUUCAAUGAAGGACACAAAAGUAGUGAUAACAAAGUGCCACAAGAAGUGGCCAUAAGAUUAUAUCAAGCAAAACAUUUAAAGGACACUAAUGGCGGUUACGAGAGAUUAUCGGAUGUUAUCAUUGCUUUAAUGAUGUCGGAAAAGAAGUUGGGACCCAAGAUAUACGGCCUCUUCGAGAGCGGACAGAUUAUGGCCUAUUAUAAGCACAAAUGUUUUCGUAAAGCCGAUCAUAAAAACACUCAAAUAGUGACACAAGUGGCCAAAACAUUGGCUCAAAUACACGCCAUGGAUGUGGCCGUCAGAAAGAAUGGGAACUCAUUUAUGGAUAAUUUGGACAACUUUUUGGACGAAGCCAAGGGUCUGUUUGACAUCAAUUCGUUGAUCAAUGAAUGCAAUUGUCAGACAUUAAGUGAUUACGAAUUGACCGAAGAGUUGAGUUGGCUUAAGAAGACUGUGGCAGCCGUUGAUUCUCCGGUGACUUUCACUCACAUAGACUUCAGGGGAUCUAAUAUUAUGAUCACCGAAAACGACGGAUUAGUUGUGUGUGAUUUUGAGUACUCGUGCUAUGACUACAGAGGCUAUGAUUUUGGAUCAGUGUUUUCCGAAUGGGGCAAAGAGUUUGGUCAUUACGACCACAUCUAUUAUCCCGACGACAAUGAGAUUAAGCCAUUCGUUGAGUCCUAUAUCGAAGAGUCGGCAAAAAUAUUUGGCAAAAAGUUUACGAGAAAUGAACGAAAUUCAUCAAAGAAUCUAAUGAAAGAAGUGAAACAACGAACGGAAUAUUAUUACAAGAAUUACUUUAAUCUCAAAGAGAAGAUAUUUAAAGAAAGCAAAAAUUAA